This is a messenger RNA of Melospiza melodia melodia, 6661 nucleotides long. RefSeq names its product scinderin (gene SCIN). The transcript has 17 exons. The coding region runs from base 3116 to 5083 and encodes 655 amino acids. Lineage: Eukaryota; Metazoa; Chordata; Aves; Passeriformes; Passerellidae. Gene Ontology annotation, molecular function: actin filament binding; phosphatidylinositol-4,5-bisphosphate binding. Gene Ontology annotation, biological process: actin polymerization or depolymerization; cell projection assembly; barbed-end actin filament capping. Gene Ontology annotation, cellular component: cytoplasm; actin cytoskeleton. The record is from RefSeq and is a predicted model, not a curated record.
CCCAACGAUUUCUGUUAAGAGCACUGUGAAGAAGUGUAAAGUUUUCUUUUCUUCCAACAGCACAUCCUUGCAACAAAACAGCUUUAAGAGCAUUACUGCUACUGGCAGGACAGAUACCUUGCUUCCAAAUUCCUACAGGGGUGUGACACUCAGCUGUAGCUCUUGUGAAAGGCAGCUGCAGUGCUGUUACCCAGCUGUGCAGACAGAAGCCCCCAUUACCCACCCAGGCCUGCCAAUACAGUGCAGCGGCUGGAUCUGAAAAUGCUGAUAAUGCUGCUUUGCAACAUGGAGAUUGAGAGGCUCUCCAGAGAGCAGUUCUGCCUGCACUGCAGUGUUGGCUUGGUGCAUGGCAGCAGCAUCCAGCAGAGCCCAGCAGGAGAGCAGCGUCACUGGCAUUCUGCUGUGUCCCUGCAUCACUGCCCAUUGUGCUCUUUCAUAGGUACAUGUGCAAGAGGUGCAGCACCCAAGCAGAGUGCUCUGACAGCUCUUCAUGCUGGCCUCAGAUUAGCAUCAACCUGUGCCCCUGUUACACACUCAAACUCAGAGUCCAGGGGGGCCUGAGACUGCCCUGCAGACAUGUUUGCUAUUCAGGCUGAUCUCAAUCUCCUCUGGCACAUUUUGCAAAGCUCUUAUACUUCAGAGUGUGGUUUUGCAUCAAGGGCUGGCUAAAGUGAUGUUCUCGUGUCUCAGCAAUUAGAGAUACAGGCAAAAUCUCUUCAUUCUUUUUACUUUUGCAUGCUCAUUGUGGGGUUGGAAAUGCACUGUAAGUGCUGCUGACAGCUAUGUCAGCUUUUGGGCACACAGUCAACUUCAGUGUGAGCACCUCUUAGCCCAGCACAUGAGUAAUGCACAGUAGCCAUUACCAAAAAUGUCACUGAUCUAUUUUUCCAUUACCUUCAGUGUACUUUGAAACAGGCUUAAUGGAGGUGAAUUACUUUGUUUCAGGCAGCACUAUGAGAUUGUUCCUUUAGAAACUGCUUUAUGAAAACCACUGCAGCCCAUACAGAUGCAGAAAGAAUGUGGAUACUUUCUGAAAUCCUGAAAGGAAGAAGCAGGUUUACAAAUUAACUGUAAAUACUGUGAUUUCAUAAAUUACCAGAAGGACCAAUUUUGUUACACAAAAGUAUGUUCAGAUCUGUCACCCAGAUGACUCUAUAAAGGCAAAACCCUAGUUCUGUAAGUUAUUAAUGCUAGUAUUUUGCAUAUGUAUAGAACUCAUCCUAUACAUCUUUAUCAUAAAACAAACUUUAUAAUAAAACAGAUUUCAAGGUGUCUGCUCAGUACAUCCUCUGCCAUCCCCCAUAAAAAUUCAAAUUCAAAUUGGGUUAGAUUUAGCUGUGUCCACUGUGAUUUCUGGAACUCAUGAAUGAUUACCAUGCAGGUUAAAAUCAGGUGAAUUACACACAGGACUUUAAGGAAAGACUGGAUGUGGCACUUAGGGCUGUGGUCUAGUUUCCAAGGUGAUGUUAGGUCAUAGGUUGGACUUGAUGAUCUCAAAGUUCUUUUCCAGCCUAGUUGAUUCUGUGUUCCUGUGACUCCUAAUUCUAAUCUAAGAUUUUUCAAUACUUGUGUAACUUUGAUUACGUUCUUUGCCAUGAAUUUAUCCCAAGUUCAACUGAAAUACACUUUUCUACAUUCUUCCUCCAUGACAAACCCAUGCAUUUGAAAAUGUUAGCAUGUACACCCAGAGUAUUCAGGUGGUCAUCAAAUUUUAAGUACUGUUGAAAGUGAUACUGAGCCUUUGAAAUACCAAGUUUUAUGCCUUUCCUGUGGAACAAAAUCAUAAAAAGACACUAAAUAAUCGACUUAACAAUGUACUAAAAAUCUAACUUUUAAAGAAUUAUUUAUUAAAAUCUUUCUGAGACCUGAUUUACAGAAGACAGUAAAGAUAGCAGGUUGGUUUGCAAUAAAAUAAAUCUUGUAUUGACUGCAGUUAAAAUUAAUAUACUGGAAAAAACAGAAAAAUAAUUUUCUGCUAGAUACUUCUCUGCUCCAUUGAGUAUUGCUUUGAGCAAUUAUACCUUAUCAUGUUGUGCUGAUAGCAGUGGGGUAAUUUUAUUACCUUAAUAACACAACUGCAUUUAGCUAACACUGCACUAUUUAGUUCAUGUAAGGAAGAAAAAUAUUAAUUUGUUUUAAAUAAGAGUCUGUCUUUAAUAAGCCACUAACUGCAUCCCAAAAGACAUAUAGAGACCUGUGCAAUGCUAAAUAAAGGGGUGAAGUCAAAUGAAAAAUAUUAUGGGAUUCCUCUUUUCACUUAGAUGAGAAUAAUGCCCUCUUGUCCUUCGACACCAACCACUGUAACAGCUCAGGAAGUGCUAGGACUGUUCUGAUUGAAUUUUGUGCACACCAUGGUGAAGGACAACAAGCAGGGGUGAGACUGGGAAAGAAGAGGGAGCUGUGGAGUCAUGGGGAGAGGGCUUUGGAAGAGGCAGUGGCAUGUGCAUAGCUGGACAGGCAGCUGUGGCUGCAGGCUGCCUGUACAUGGUUCUUUCAUAAAGAGUCUGUUUAGUUUCAGUACCCUGGGAUUUCCUCAAGUUACAAACCAGCAGACAGUGUGUGAAACACAGAAACUCUAUUCUAUAACUGCUUAAAACAUCAAGCUUUAUAACAUUGGAGUGCUACUUUUCCUCCACAGAGGCCUUUUCUUAGCUGGAAAAAGUAAAUCAAGGAAGUGUCUGUCAUGCAGGUUGUACUAAAAUUAUGCUUUGGAAAAUAAACUUAUCUGUAACAACGUGUUCUUCAACUGACUCUGCCUGUCAUAUUUUACUUCGUAAAGAGAAACAGGUUAUUUUCACUUGCUUCUUACUUGCUUAUUUGAAGAAAAUGGUAGUCAAGCAGUGAUGGUUAUUUCUUGAAUGUUCAUCUCAAGAGAUGGAUAAAAAAACAGCAAUUGCGUGACAGCCAGCGGAAUGUCAAAACACGGGAGCCAUAACAAGCUGCGUUCCUGCGUGUUUUUCCUCAGAGGAAAUUUUCUGACCUUGUGGAGAAGGCAAGGAAGGAAAGGCCUGUACUGGAACAAAUGUUGAAAUAUGCACUCGUCCUUCUGAUUGUGUCCCUCUGAUUAUGCCUUUAAAACUGGCUGGCAUGGCCUGUGCAGAAUGUGAACCCUAGCAUGCAGGAGCUGUGGAAAGAAUGCACCCAGGAUGAAAGCACAGCUGCAGCUAUCUUUGCUGUUCAAAUGGAUGACUAUCUGGGAGGAAAGCCUGUGCAGAGUAGAGAAAUUCAAGGAUAUGAAUCUACUGAGUUUGUGGGUUACUUCAAAGGAGGAAUUAAAUACAAGGCAGGUGGUGUUGCCUCUGGAUUUAAUCAUGUUGUUACUAAUGAUCUGAGUGCCCAGAGGCUGCUGCAUAUCAAGGGCAGGAGAGUUGUAAGAGCCACAGAAGUCCCCCUGGCUUGGACCAGCUUCAACAAAGGAGAUUGUUUCAUCAUUGACCUGGGAAAUGAGAUCUAUCAGUGGUGUGGCUCAUCAUGCAAUAAGUAUGAGAGGCUGAAGGCCACACAGGUUGCUGUUGGCAUUCGGGACAACGAACGGAAUGGAAGGUCCAAAUUAAUUACUGUGGAAGAAGGGAGUGAGCCAGAGAGCCUCAUAGAGGUUUUAGGGAACAAGCCAGAGCUUCCUGAGUGUGGUGAUGAUGAUGAUGAGCUGGCUGAUGUCACAAACAGGAGAAGUGCUAAACUAUAUAUGGUGUCAGAUGCGAGUGGAUCCAUGAAAGUGUCCUUGGUGGCAGAGGAAAACCCCUUCUCUAUGGCUAUGCUUUUGUCUGAGGAGUGCUUCAUUUUGGACAACGGUGCUGCCAGGAAGAUCUUUGUGUGGAAAGGCAAAAAUGCUAACCCUCAGGAGAGAAGAGCUGCCAUGAAGAAUGCUGAACAAUUCAUACAGCAGAUGAAUUAUCCUGCCAACACACAGAUUCAAGUCCUUCCCGAAGGAGGGGAAACACCAAUGUUCAAACAGUUUUUCAAAGACUGGAAGGAUAAAGAUCAAAGCAAUGGCUUUGGCAAAGUCUAUGUCACAGAGAGAGUGGCUAAAAUUGAGCAGAUUGAAUUUGAUGCUACCAAGUUACAUGAGUCUCCACAAAUGGCUGCCCAGCAUAACAUGGUAGAUGAUGGUUCAGGGAAAGUAGAGAUCUGGCGUGUGGAAAGCAGUGGCCGAGUUCCUGUGGGACCUGAGACAUAUGGGCAGUUCUAUGGGGGUGACUGUUACAUUAUCCUCUACACUUACCCCAGAGGGAUGAUCAUCUACACGUGGCAAGGAGCCCAUGCUACAAAAGAUGAACUGACUGCUUCUGCAUUUCUGACUGUUCAGCUGGAUCGGUCAUUAAAUGAUGAGGCUGUGCAGAUCCGAGUCAGUCAGGGUAAAGAGCCUGCACAUUUACUGAGCUUGUUCAAAAACAAACCACUUAUAGUCUACAAGGAUGGGACAUCCAGGAGGGAAGGUCAGAAGCCUGCUCCACCAACACGACUCUUCCAAAUCCGCAGGAACCUGGCAUCCAUUACUAGGAUUGCAGAGGUUGAUGUUGACGCAUCAUCACUAAACUCUAAUGAUGUCUUUGUUCUGAAACUGCCAAACAACUCUGGCUACACGUGGGUAGGAAAAGGAGCAAAUAAAGAAGAGGAACAAGGAGCUCAGUACAUUGCCAAUGUUCUCAAAUGCCAGACUACAAAGAUUAAUGAAGGCCAGGAACCAGAGGAAUUCUGGAAAGCACUUGGAGGUAAAAAAAAUUACCAGACUUCAUCACAACUCUUGACAAAGGCUGAAGAUCAUCCCCCUCGCUUGUAUGGUUGUUCUAAUAAGACAGGCAGAUUUAUUAUUGAAGAGGUCCCAGGAGAAUUCACUCAGGAUGAUUUGGCUGAAGAUGAUGUCAUGUUGCUGGAUGUUUGGGAUCAGGUUUUCAUCUGGAUUGGGAAGGAUGCUAAUGAAACUGAGCGACAGGAAUCUGUGAAAUCAGCCAAACGCUAUAUUGAAACAGAUCCUUCUGGCAGAGAUAAGGGCACCCCCAUUGUCAUUGUGAAGCAAGGGCAUGAACCCCCCACAUUCACAGGCUGGUUCCUGGCUUGGGACUCUAACAGAUGGAAGAACUGAUCUCUCCAAGGAGACUGCAGCUUCAAGCCAAAGAAUGACCAGAGCCCAGCCACUUUCUAGUAUUUUUAAGCAUAAGCUUAUGCAACAAUAUGAUGCAUCUGUUGUUACACUUUCCUGAGCUUUGAUGUAUUUCUGUGAAUAACCUAGAAAUUCUUAGCACUGGGAAGGAUAAAUGAUAAUUGUAAACUGGCCAAAUGGGGUGAGUGGGGCUCUUCUAGUAGUAAAUACAGAAAAUGCUACCAAUCUUUAAUUGUAAAAGAAAGAAAUACAUUUUCUUUAAUCUCCCGAUUCUUUUAAAGAGAAGCUGUGGAUCAGUUUAUUUUAAUGUGCUAAAAUGGACCAAAUUCUGUCUCCACUUAAAAAUCCAAACUAAUGCCACAGAAAUUCCUUUACAUUAAGGUCAAAAUAAUAGUGUGCAGAAUUUGGCCUGAGAGAGAAAUGAAACUAUCCAUUUCAAGGAAAAGACUGCACCUGAUUUAAUUAUUAGGCCCAUAUAUUGCUACACUCAUUGAAAGUUUCAGAUAAUAUCUGAUCCACAGUGGGAGUUGUAGCUCACAGGGGCCAAAUAAUGGAUGGAUAUUUGGAGACAGCUGUGCUUAACAUGUUUGUUUACCCUGUUAAUACAUAUAUGUGUGGAGCUUUAGACUGAAUACUGUCAGAAUACAAAAUUGACAAAGUUAUUUUUGAGGGACAGUCUAGAGUAUUGUAAUGAAUUCCUUCAGAUUUAUCUCUGAACCAGCUCCAGCUCCACCAGGUCUUUUUAACUAAAGCUCUUAAACACGGUGUAGUGCACUAGUGCUUUGAAGUGGAAGCAGAAGUAACAGCUCUGAAAGCACAUCCUCUGCCUUAACCAGAUAGCUCUUAAGCCAUUCUUCACCUCAGUUGCCUUACCCAGCAGUGCUCAGUUCUUCUUCAGCAUGCAGACUGUUCACCUUGUCAGGUGCAGGAUGUCUUUCUAAUUUUAUCUGCAGGUGUUAGACAAAUAUCAAGCAUGUCAAAAGCAGGGAAACCCCUGUGUCGGUAGCAUUUCUGGGAAUAUGGAAUGUGAGUAUGCACCAUAGAAUAUGGCGUUCUCUUUUUUCUCAGGCACACUUACUUGAGCUUUUUUUUAUUCUAGUGAAUUUAAAAGUAUGUUUUCAAAGUGGCUUUUAUUUGUAACUUAGCCAGAAGAAAAUCUAUUUAAGGGCAAUGGGAAAACUUCUUCAGAUCUUUAGUGCUGCUUUGAUCACUUAUCCAGUAAUGCUUGUUUUAAACAACAAUUUGUACAGCUGUAAAUCAUACUGGUGUGGCUUUUUAAUGACAGCAUUUCAGCAGUUUUAUUAUUCUUAUUUUAUUAUAUAAGUUAGUUUGGAAAGUGAAAUUUUAGACGUUUUUGUAUUUUUUAACAUGCUUGGGAUUUUAAAUCAGAGUAAUGCAAAAGAGCGAAUUUAGUCUGAGCUCAUAAUAUCAAUGACAAAAGAAUUGUGAAGCUAAGAGAUUAAUUAUAGGAGUUAGCUUUAAGCAUUUGUUUAAAUGUCUGCUAAUAUAGCUGGGCUGUAUCUGAAUGUGAUUUCAUUUAAAAUAAAGUUAUAAAAACCA